AUGUUAAUUUGUGAACUAUGGGUGUAUUUAUUAAUAAUUUACAUUAAAACCUGUCCCUGUAUAAAAAUAUCUCGGAAUGCGCCCUGUUUAAUAUCAAUUCCUGACCUGAGUAGAAGAUUUGAGAGAACAUGGCUAUUUAUCAAUGAAAUCGACCCAACUGCACCAAAUAUUAUAAAAAAAGAGUUACUAUCGCAAUUGAAGGAAUUUGACUUGGACGAUCCUACUUUUACUGAGGCGUCCAAUCAGCUAGAUAAGAUCGCACAUAACAUUUCUGAUAGAAUCCUCAGGAAGAAGAACAAAUUUAAACUAGAAAAUCUGUUCAUACUGAAGGAAAUUAGGGAUGUCCCUCAGUUUCUCAAGUUUCUAUCUCCUUUUAGGGAAAAUCCUAUCGUUUACUCCAUUUGGAACAUUAAGCCGAACUUCCUUCCAACAGGAGCAAAACUCGUUUUAGAAAUCCAGUACAGGUUUCCCAUAAAAUUAAAAGGAGUGCCUACAAUGUACUUUUCGCCCGUAGUCACCUACAAGGCGGACUUCAACCCAGGUGCGUCCACGUGUGUUAGCCACGACGUCGACUCCAUGUUCUCCAACGAGACCAUCACGCUGGACACCGACCCCUUGAUACCCUGGAAGACUCAUAAAGUCGGAUCCUUUAUGAUGUACCCUCCCUUGGUCAACUUCGCAUUUAAUGUAAAGUAA
Messenger RNA from Theileria orientalis strain Shintoku, 696 nucleotides. RefSeq lists its product as hypothetical. NCBI's taxonomy places the organism in Eukaryota, Apicomplexa, Aconoidasida, Piroplasmida, Theileriidae. The record is from RefSeq and is a predicted model, not a curated record. The transcript is spliced from 2 exons. The coding region runs from base 1 to 696 and encodes 231 amino acids.